CCAUGUUGAGCCCGAAGAUCCAGAGAUCGAUCCGUGUCAAUGAUGGUCAGCUGAUUGCACUCUCUGAGCGAGCGCAGUAUGAUCAUUCACAGGCUGGCUAUCUUCACAAGCGGAGUUCAGAUAACACAAAAUGGCAGCUUCGUUGGUUUAUACUUUACCAAAAUCUACUAUUCUACUAUGAAUCGGAGAACAACGCCCGACCGACAGGAGUUCUAUUGCUGGAGGGCUCAUACUGUGAGAGACUUAGCAAGGCGCCCAUGGAGAGAAAUGCCUCUUUCUGCUUCACCAUAUCAUACCGGCGCGAGAGCCAGCGGCAGUACGAGUUGCGCGCAGCGUCUGAAGUGGACUGCGUGCAUUGGGUAGAUGCCAUCAGGGAGGCGAGUUUCAACAAACUGCUCCUGCAAAAAGAGGAGCUCGAACAAAAACAGUUGCACCUGUUGCAAGUGGUUGAAAGCGAGAGGACAUCCCGGUGGCAGUACGCGCAGCAGUGCGAAGAACUCUCCAAUGAAGUAAAGAAACUGCGCUCGGAGCUCUGCGCUUAUAAGAAAGAACACGAACCAUCCACUCGGGCCACGUCCACUGCGAGCCUGUCUCCAACCCUGUCAGAUGAGAUAGACCCCUCGGAACUGCGGAAGAUCAAGAAAGUCCAGAGUUUCUUCCGUGGCUGGUUGUGUCGCCGGCGAUGGAAGCAAAUUGUCGAACAGUACAUCAAAAGCCCACACGCGGAGAGUAUGAGGAAGAGAAACAGCCUUGUAUUCAAAAUGGUUGAAGCUGAAGAAGAGUAUUUGGAGCAAAUGGAAAUUUUGGUCACAUGUUUCCUGCGCCCUUUCAAAAUGGCGGCCAGUUCAAAGAAGCCGCCGUGCACCCAUGAGGAUGUGAAUUCUAUAUUCCUGAACAGUGAGACGGUGUUGUUCCUGCACCAGAUAUUCUUUAAAGGUCUUACUUCAAGAAUGGAGUCUUGGCCUACUCUUGUUUUAGGCGAUCUCUUCGACAUGCUGCUGCCAAUGCUGACGAUCUACCAGGAGUACGUGAGGAACCACCACUACUCGCUGCAAGUGCUGACGGAGUGCAAGCAGAGCCAGCCGUUCACGCACCUGCUGGCCCGGCUCGAGAGCAAGCCGGCCUGCCAGGGACGCUCGCUGGAGACGUUUCUUACGUUCCCUAUGCAUCAGAUUCCACGCUAUAUUAUAACACUUCACGAGCUAUUGGCCCACACUCCGCAUGACCAUGUAGAGAGGCGCAGCCUGCAGCAUGCGCGAGCGCAGCUCGAAGAACUAUCACGGCAAAUGCAUGACGAGGUGAGCGAAACUGAAAACCUCAGGAAGAACUUGGCCGUGGAACGAAUGAUCAUAGAAGGGUGUGACAUUCUACUUGAUGUUAACCAAGUUUUUAUUCGACAAGGCACACUCUCCCAAGUAGUGGGCAAGGGGCGCCGCGCGACGCUGCAGUCGCGCCAGGCGUUCCUGUUCAGCAACCACUUGCUGCUGACGACGCGCGCGCCGGGCGGCCGCCUGCACCUGCCGCCCGCGGGCCGCCUGCCGCUGCACGACGCGCUGCUUAUUGAGGACCCAUCUAACCAUGAUGACGAUGAUACCACUUCUGUGUGUUCAUCGCCCGGCGGAGAAAGCUAUCAAGGGAAAGAUUUUAAGAUACUCGUGGAGGUAAAAGGAGAACAAAUCUGCGCUCAUUUAGUGGCCGCCACGCUGGAAGAAAAAGCAGCUUGGACGAGCGAACUCGCCCAAUGUAUGGAAAGUGCCGCGUUAACUGAGUUGCUCCGAGCCUGCGGCUCCUGUGGCACAGCAUCCGCCAGUCUACCGGCUUGCAGAUCAGACCGCGCCUUGUUCACUGAUGACGUGGAUAUUCGGUUCAGCCGGACUUUGAACUCGUGCAAAGUGCCGCAAAUUCGAUCGGCCACACCCCAGAGGCUGUUGCAGAGAUUGACUGAUCUUCGUUUCUUAUCAGUGGAUUUCUUAAACACGUUCUUGUUAACUUAUCGCGUGUUUACCGACGGCGUGACAGUAUUGGAAGCUUUGAAGCAAGUCUUCUACGAGCAGUCCCAACAGGACAUGGACCUGCCUCCUCCACCUGAUGCUACAAGGAAGACCAGUGCUGCCAGUUCCGUUUCAGGUUACGGUUCAGAAUAUAGUGAAAGAGAUUGGCAGUCUCGUUUUUGGCGCGUUGGACGUGGGAAAAGCGAGGAAGAAGAUAAGUUAUCUCCAUAUUUGAUGGCACCAUCGCGUCGCACUUCAGCUGUGGGAAAGCAGACUGAAGAAGACAACAGCCAUCUCACAAUACCAAAGAUAAUGGCAACUUCAUCCAGCAAUGAAACGCUUAAGGGCACUGUCACUACAGGAACAUCACCAUCCUCUCCUGGUGCCAUAAGUUCAGUUACACUUGUUGGAAGUCGUAAAGGCAGUCCUGAGCAUUCCAAAGAUAAGGAAUCUCCAACUAAAAUAAAGGACAAUGACAAAGCUGCGGCUAUCAUGAAGGACGAGAGUAUUGAACUGGUGGAUCAGAGCGAUGAGGAUAUUAAGUAUAAGGAAGAAGAACAAGAGAAACAUAAGCCCAAACACGAGGAGAAGUUUAAGAUUUCGCAGAGAUUUUCGGAGGUAAGUAUGGCGCACAUUCAGCGCGUACGCACAACAGAGAGCGGUCGAGCGGCCGGCCUAGCGGCGGAGCUGCGCCGCCGCUCGGAGGGGCACCGCGAGCUGCAGCAGCCGCACGAGCCCCGACGAGCCUCUGAUACUGCGGCGAGGGGGUCGCCGCGCCGGUCAGUUAGUGAGAGACGUUGCACGAAUUCAUCGAUUAAUAGUGAGAGACGUCGUCACUAUGGCGGUUCGGAGCCUCGUACAUCUGUGACGUCACAAGCAUCACAGAUGCAGAACUACCGUCGCGAGACCGGUCAACCGAAAGCUGGCGUGGUCAUAACUUCAUUCAGACAAUCGCAUAGAAGGAGCAGUACAUCAACGGCUGCAGUAGCUUUUGCCGUGGCUACAUCCGCGUCAUCGAAUCCGAGGUCACCACCAGCAAAUUCACCAACACAAGCGAGACGCGAUUCCGUUAUUUCAACUGCUGCUACGAUGAGAGUUCUUAAUGUACUACGGCACUGGAUUUCAAAACACUCGUCCGACUUCUGGUCUGAUGACCGUCUGCGUGGUUUAACCAUGGACUUCCUUAAGGAGAUAGAGAGCAGCCCGGGCCUGCUGCCCGCGGAGCACAAAGCGGCCUCGCAGCUGCUGCGCUUGCUCGAAAGAUCCCCGGAUAGAAAUGUCGAUCUCAAAGCGCUAUUUGCGCCUCCCAGGUUACCAACAAAAGAGAGUCUGGAAACAUUAUCAGCAUUGGAAAUAGCGGAACAAAUGACGUACUUGGAUUAUCAGAUAUUCAGCUCCAUUCACAGCGAGGAGUUCCUGGGUCAAGCCUGGACAAAGGCGGAUAAAGCAGAACGAGCGCCCCACAUCCUGAUGAUGACGGCACACUUCAACCACAUCUCCAGCCUCGUUAUAUCUGAAAUCUUGAAACGCGUGCCUUUUCCCGGUGCCCGCGACAUCCACGAGAUGCAGGAGCACGCGCUCAGGUGCCGCGUGUCCGCCAUCGAGAAGUGGGUGGCGGUGGCGGACAUCGCGCGCUGCCUGCACAACUUCAACGGCGUGCUGCAGAUCUGCGCCGCCAUAUCCAACACCUCGAUAUUCCGGCUCAAGAAGACCUGGGAGAAGGUGUCGAAGACGAGUAAGCAAACAUUGGAGAAGCUGCAAAAUUUAACUUCAUCUGAAUGCCGUUUUCGCAAUUUAAGAGAUGCUCUGCACAGAUGUGACCCGCCGUGCAUUCCAUAUCUCGGCAUGUACUUGUCAGACUUAUCGUUUAUCGAAGAAGGAACGUCGAAUUACACUCCCGAGGGGCUGCUGAACUUUUCGAAGAUGCGGAUGAUUGCCCAUGUGAUACGAGAGAUUCGCAACUUCCAACAGACGCCGUACAAAAUUGAUCACAUUGCCAAGGUAUGCGAGUUCCUGCUGGAUCCCGCGCUAGCGUACUCCGAAGAGGUGCAGUACACGCUGUCGCUGGAGCAGGAGCCGCGCGCGGCGCGCGGGUCGGCGGGCGGGCUGCAAGCGGCGCCCGCCUCGCCCGCCUCGCCCGCCGCACAGCGCCGCCGCCGCGCCUCGCUCGCCGCCCUCGCGCCGCUGCGGGCGGAGCGAUAG
This is a messenger RNA of Zerene cesonia (dogface butterfly), 4193 nucleotides long. Its product is annotated as ras-specific guanine nucleotide-releasing factor 1-like. The record is from RefSeq and is a predicted model, not a curated record. The transcript has 32 exons. Gene Ontology annotation, cellular component: plasma membrane. The coding region runs from base 3 to 4193 and encodes 1396 amino acids. Gene Ontology annotation, biological process: Ras protein signal transduction; positive regulation of GTPase activity. Gene Ontology annotation, molecular function: guanyl-nucleotide exchange factor activity; protein binding. Lineage: Eukaryota; Metazoa; Arthropoda; Insecta; Lepidoptera; Pieridae.